This is a messenger RNA of Callorhinchus milii (elephant shark), 743 nucleotides long. Its product is annotated as peptidyl-prolyl cis-trans isomerase-like. Gene Ontology annotation, molecular function: peptidyl-prolyl cis-trans isomerase activity. The record is from RefSeq and is marked provisional. Gene Ontology annotation, biological process: protein peptidyl-prolyl isomerization; protein folding. Lineage: Eukaryota; Metazoa; Chordata; Chondrichthyes; Chimaeriformes; Callorhinchidae. Gene Ontology annotation, cellular component: intracellular membrane-bounded organelle.
CUCUUCCUCCCUUUCUCUCUCACACUCUGCCUCUCUGCCUCUCUCUCUCUCACUCCCUCUCUCACACUCCCUCUCUCCCGCAGCCUCACGAUGGCGGAACAGGUUGUGAACCCGCGAGUGUUUCUGGACAUCGCUAUGGAUGGGGUGAAGGUGGGAAGGAUCGUCAUUGAGCUGAGGAAGGAUGUGGUCCCAAAGACUGCAGAAAACUUCCGUGCCCUGUGCACUGGAGAGAAGGGCUUCGGUUACAAAGGAUCCGUGUUCCACCGAGUAAUCCCUAAAUUUAUGUGCCAGGGAGGAGACUUCACCAGGGGCGAUGGCACUGGAGGCAAGUCUAUCUAUGGGACCAAGUUUGGAGAUGAGAACUUCAAGCUUACGCAUGAUGGGCCAGGUACCAUGUCCAUGGCCAACGCUGGCAGAAACACAAACGGCUCACAGUUCUUCAUCUGUACCGAGAAGACCACCUGGUUGGAUGGGAAACACGUUGUUUUCGGGAAAGUUGUUGAGGGCUACAGUGUGGUGGAGAAGAUGGAGAAGAAGAGUGCGAACGGCACCACAAGCAGCGAAAUUAAAAUCAUCGACAGUGGGGAAUUAUAAUAAGACGUAAAGUGUUUCCGCGGGGAGUUGAGCUGUAAACCCUCACCUGCUUCCCCCCCCCCCCACACCCCCCACACCCCCCCCCUCACCGGUGAGAAUUAUCGUUUGAGCUGAAGAUAUUGAGAAAACGUUGAAUAAAAAUAACAAUU